Caenorhabditis remanei is the source of this 1326-nucleotide messenger RNA. RefSeq lists its product as uncharacterized. NCBI's taxonomy places the organism in Eukaryota, Metazoa, Nematoda, Chromadorea, Rhabditida, Rhabditidae. Gene Ontology annotation, cellular component: mitochondrion; cytoplasm. The record is from RefSeq and is a predicted model, not a curated record. Gene Ontology annotation, biological process: biosynthetic process. Bases 1 to 1326 code for a protein of 441 amino acids. Gene Ontology annotation, molecular function: L-kynurenine:2-oxoglutarate transaminase activity; pyridoxal phosphate binding. The transcript is spliced from 5 exons.
AUGCUAAGCUCGAAAACAUUUCUGAAUCUAGUUCGCACGAGUCGUUCCAGAAUGUCGUCAAAUUUCGCACCAAAACCUGCAGAGAGGACCGCUCAACACGCUGCAUCGAUUUGGGUAGAAUUCACCACAUUGGCCGCCGAAACCAAAGCCGUCAACCUUGGGCAAGGGUUCCCGGAUAGCCCGGCCCCGAAAUUUGUCACAGAUCUCCUCGAAAAUCUGUCAAAACAGCCGGAACUCACUGCAGCCCACCAAUACACACGUGGAUAUGGUCAUCCAAUGCUCGUCGAUAUUCUUGCCAAGAUGUACUCACACUUCUACAACGUACAGGUCGACCCGAUGAACGAAGUUCUUGUCACUGUCGGAGCCUAUCUGUCGCUCUACUAUGCGUUCUUGGGAUGGGUCAACAAAGGAGAUGAAGUUCUUAUCAUCGAACCCGCCUAUGACUGCUACUACCCACAAGUGAAGUUCGCUGGUGGAGUGCCUGUGCCAGUCGUAAUGAAUCUCGCGGAUGGAGCAACUAGUGCUUCGCAAUUCACCAUUGACUUUGAGGAUAUGGAGAAGAAGAUCAACGAGAAGACAAAGAUGCUAGUUAUCAACAAUCCACACAACCCAACUGGUAAAUUGUUUACUCGUCAGGAGCUGGAGAAGCUUGCGGAGAUCGCAAAGAAGUACAAUUUGAUUGUCAUCGCUGAUGAGGUUUACGAGUUCCACGUGUGGGAUAAGAACGACAUGGUUCGGUUUGCUAGCCUCCCUGGCAUGUACGAGCGCACUAUCUCCAUUGGCAGCGCCGGCAAGGCCUUCUCCGUGACUGGGUGGAAACUCGGAUGGGCUGUCGGACCGAAACAACUUCUCGAGCCACUCAAAGCUAUCCAUCAGAACUGUGUCUUCACUUGCUCGUCACCCACUCAAAUGGCUAUCGCCGAAGCGUUCCGUCUCGAUUGGCCCAAGUUCUUGAAUGACCCAAAGAAUUCAUACCUGGCUACUGGACUGUCGGGAGAGCUUCGUGGCAAGCGAGACAAACUGGCAAAGAUGUUGGAAGAGGGAAACUUCCGCCCGAUUAUUCCGGACGCUGGCUACUUUAUGUUGGCGGAUUACUCCCAUCUCAAAGAAGGUCUCAAACUUGCUUCCGAAGCUGACCCCGAUGACUUUGUCUUCUCUCGUUGGCUCUGUCGUGAGAAGAAACUCGCCGUCAUCCCACCAUCCGCUUUCUACUCCUCUCGUGCCGAGAAAGACAAAAACAGUCACAUGGUCCGCCUCUGCUACUUCAAGAAAAACGAAACACUCGACGCAGCAGAGGUCAUUCUGAAGAAACUCGGAAAAGAAUAA